UUUGCGGAAGGUUUUUCUCUCGCGCCGAAAAAUAUAUACGCCGUGUAUGUGCGUGUGUUUAGAAAUGUGCCGUCCGUGACGAGCGCAUGAAAAGGGAAGAUGGUCAUUGCGCGCCUCGAAACCAAGUGGAAUUCACGAUCAUCUCUCUCGAUGAUUAACAUGGACUCAACGGGCAACCAACUGGUCAUCAAGUUCGUUAUACUGUCGAUCUGCGUCUGUCACGCUUCCGGCGAGUCGAGUGUCGGGAGUGUCGCGGAAUCGUCUUCGGACGCGUUUCGAACGGAAAAGUUCGUACCCGCCACGACGGCGCAGCCUGUCAGACAAAACAGGGCGUACAAGCAGAGCUACAGCGUUAAGGGGGACGACACCGACUAUCAGGACGAUCAUCAUUAUCACGACGACAUGAAGGAGGACGAGGAGACGAAGGCGAUGGGUCAACCCAAGGUCGAUUACUGGGCCGGUUACUACGAUUUUCUGAUUAACGAGGGAAGCUACAAAUUCUGGGCCGUUUUUCAGCUAGCGACCGCGGCUUUACUGAUCUACAGCGGUUUCGCGGCUCUCUAUUACGCCAAAGUGAACCCGCCGACCACGGACGACUACUUCGACGGCGAUAUAUUUCGUCGCCGACGGAGACGAAGAAGACGCCGUUCGUUUCCGCUCGCGAAUCGCGACAAGCCCUUCGCCGGACUCGACGCCGUUACGUUUCAGAGGAUAAUCGAAGCGAUCUUCGACGAACGAACGCGUUGACUUUCGUUUUUUUUUUCUUCUUCGAAAGACGCGAGGUGAAAUAAAAUUAGGUGGCAAAACAAUCAAAUUGGAAACAGCGGUGAAUGUUGUGACCGAAAGAGAACAGCGUCCAGAAGGGAAAUCUCUCUUCUCUCUCUUUCUCUCGCGAAACCGAUUCGUUGAGACUCGGCAAGCUGAAGACCGGCACCGAAUCAUUCCGCGCGAGAGGAGAAGAAAGUCUCACCUCUGCGCGCCGGUCUCUUUCAACCGCUGUCCGAUCGGCUUAUAAUUAGUGAAAAAAAAAAAAAAAA
This is a messenger RNA of Pseudomyrmex gracilis, 1037 nucleotides long. RefSeq lists its product as uncharacterized. The record is from RefSeq and is a predicted model, not a curated record. The transcript has 4 exons. Lineage: Eukaryota; Metazoa; Arthropoda; Insecta; Hymenoptera; Formicidae. Bases 100 to 747 code for a protein of 215 amino acids.